This is a messenger RNA of Sus scrofa (pig), 1329 nucleotides long. RefSeq names its product G protein-coupled receptor 83 (gene GPR83). Gene Ontology annotation, cellular component: plasma membrane. The record is from RefSeq and is marked provisional. Gene Ontology annotation, molecular function: neuropeptide Y receptor activity. NCBI's taxonomy places the organism in Eukaryota, Metazoa, Chordata, Mammalia, Artiodactyla, Suidae. Gene Ontology annotation, biological process: neuropeptide signaling pathway.
CCGGGCGCCGAGGAUCUUGCAAAGAUGGGACGUCCCUGGUUGCUGCUCUGCCUGCUCCCCGUGGUGCGAGCUGCGGACGAGCAGAGCCCUGAAGCGGCCCUGGGGCCCAAUGCCUCGCACUUCUUCUCCUGGAACAACUACACCUUCUCCGACUGGCAGAACUUCGUGGGCCGGAGGCGCUACGGGGCCGAGUCCCAGAACCCCACGGUGAAAGCCCUGCUCAUCGUGGCUUACUCCUUCAUCAUCGUCUUCUCGCUUUUUGGCAAUGUCCUGGUGUGCCAUGUCAUCUUCAAGAACCAGCGGAUGCACUCGGCCACCAGCCUCUUCAUCGUCAACCUGGCCGUGGCGGACCUCAUGAUCACGCUGCUCAACACCCCGUUCACUUUGGUCCGCUUCGUGAACAGCACGUGGGUGUUCGGGAAAGGGAUGUGUCACGUCAGCCGCUUCGCCCAGUACUGCUCCCUGCACGUCUCGGCUCUGACGCUGACGGCCAUCGCCGUGGACCGUCACCAGGUCAUCAUGCAUCCGCUAAAACCCCGGAUCUCAAUCACAAAAGGUGUCAUCUACAUCGCAGUCAUUUGGACCAUGGCUACGUUCUUUUCACUCCCACAUGCUAUCUGCCAGAAACUGUUCACCUUCAAGUACAGCGAGGACACUGUCCGCUCCCUGUGCCUGCCAGACUUCCCUGAGCCAGCCGACCUCUUCUGGAAGUACCUGGACUUGGCCACGUUCAUCCUGCUCUACAUCCUCCCCCUGCUCAUCAUUUCCGUGGCCUACGCCCGCGUGGCCAAGAAGCUGUGGUUGUGCAACACCAUCGGCGACGUGACCACGGAGCAGUACCUGGCCCUGCGGCGCAAGAAGAAGAAGACCAUCAAGAUGCUGAUGCUGGUGGUGGUCCUCUUUGCCCUCUGCUGGUUCCCCCUCAACUGCUACGUCCUCCUCCUGUCCAGCAAGGUCAUCCGCACCAACAAUGCCCUCUACUUCGCCUUCCACUGGUUCGCCAUGAGCAGCACCUGCUACAACCCCUUCAUCUACUGCUGGCUCAACGAGAACUUCCGGGUCGAGCUGAAGGCGUUACUGAGCAUGUGCCAAAGGCCACCCAAGCCUCCGGAGGAGCGGCCGCCCUCCCCGGUCCCUUCCUUCAGAAUGGCUUGGACAGAGAAGAGCAGUGAGCGCAGGGCUCCACUGGCCAACCACCUGCCGCCCUCCUCCCAGCUCCAGUCUGGAAAGACAGACCUGUCGUCCGUGGAGCCCAUUGUGGCCAUGACCUAGAGGAGAAGGGUGGGGAGGGGUGGGGUGGGGGCCUCUGCUUCCAGCUGAGGCUGAGAA